Molecule: messenger RNA, 5784 nt
Organism: Heterobilharzia americana
Lineage: Eukaryota; Metazoa; Platyhelminthes; Trematoda; Strigeidida; Schistosomatidae
Source: the annotation of a GenBank genome assembly
AUGAAGAAGGCAGAAUAUCGCAGGAGAUAUUUCAGGGAAUACUUCCAUGACUUGGCACUUGUACUAAUUCCGGAGCACGGGAUCUUGAGAUUAAUUCCCAAACGUUGGUCAAACGAGGAAGCAGAAAAAGAUGGUUCGUUGACCUCUAGGAAACAGAAACGUGAAUCAUUGGAGAUCUUGACUGAGGGCACUAUUUCGGUGAAUGAAGUUCUCAGGUAUGAGGUGAAGGACAGCGAGUUUAUAGGGAAUGAUCUGGACGCCCGCUCAUAUUUGGUUAGACCAGGUUUGUCGGCGAGGAGGUUUCUCAUUCAGUGGGCAAGCCAACUGGGAGAUGAGGAGCUACUUCGCAUUUUCAGCAAGAAGGACUCAAUUCGACAAAGAUCGUCAUCUGCAGUAGCUGGUUCUAAAUUCGAUAAUCUGGAAGAUUCUGAUUUCAUUUUUAAAUAUAAUAUAGACCAUGAUGAGGUGAAUUCAAGUACACCUAAGUUACAUCGUUCCUUCAGUCUACCAACAGAAAUUUGGUUUCCUUUAUCUGUGAAAGAAACAGACGAUACAGAAAAUAUGUUGUCUUCGGACUUUCUACCAGAAGCUAUCGCUCCACCGAACAGCGCACAACCUACUCAGUCUACAUUCUGUUCAGAACCUAAGAAUCUUAUGAAAGAUGAAAUUUUACAUUCUCACAAUGAAAUAAUUGACAAUACAAACGGAGAUGAACUGACGGAUCAUAACUACAAUGAAUUUGAGGAAGCAAUACAAUCAGAAAAUUCUCAUCCUAGUAUACCUGAAAGUGAAGAGUAUUUCAAUUUGAAUACAAUCAAAGAAGAUCAAGAAAUUUUAUUACCUGAUAUUGAAAAUAUUAUUUCUGAGACGACGGAUGAAGUACAAUCUUUGAGUGAUAACAAUUUAGAGGAUAUUGGAACUGUAGAAUUUGAGAAUAAUCUAGGUGUUACCAAACAGUCACCAUUACUUGAAGAUGAUGUAUUUUUAAGUGAAAAUGUUGACAUGAAUGAUAUACUUCUGGAGCAUAAUACUCAUUUUGAAGAGAUACAUUCCAAUCAAAAUGUACAAACAGAAAAUACUUCAGUUGGUGCAAUUAAAGGAUGGAAUGAAACUUGCCUACCAAAUAAAAGAUAUUUUACAUUGAAAUCAUUGGAAUUGAAUGUUUCACCUUCGAAUGUAGCACCGUUGUUAUCAAGAACUAAAACACUGCCUAGUAUUAAACGAAAAUCCAAGAUGAAUUCAAAGAAAACGUCUGUCACCAGUCCAAAUGAAGUUCAUGUGCGUGGGAAGCGUUUUAAAUCAGAUACAGAUUUUCCAACAUCAGAGUCUAUAAUUAACCUACCUCCAAUUAUUUCAAAACCAAAAUAUUCUGAAGAAGUUGACAUUGAAACCAAUAGUAAUAAUAAUAUUCAUGAAGAUAAUGAACAACACCAGAAACUUGGUGAAAAUUAUCCAGAUGAUAUUGAUCACGAUGGUAGUGAAUUUGAAGAAAUCUCAACGAUUGGCAUCCAGCAUAGUUUAUCUUUUAAUACACCAGUGAAAUGCUCUUCAGAAUCUGUGAACAAACUGCCUCAUAUAACAGAACAAUCACUUAUUACUCGUCCACUGAAUAUCAACAAUGAUUUUAUACUGAAUCAUAGUAACGAAACAUCAGUAAAAGAUAAAAAUGAAAGUCAACUUGGUAUAGACAGUUUUAAUCAACCCAAACAUACAGUUGAUCUGACCUGCAAUGAUGACGAUGUUGAAGGUGAAGAUAUCAAACUUGAUUAUGAAAAUAUGUUACUACAAAGAAGAAGUAAAUCAAACAUUUCACCAGUUGUCAGUAAUACCAACAGGCAACAACGACAAAGUAUUACAAUAACCCUUGAACCAGAUUUUCCACUGAUUCAUACAAAAGAUGACUUGAAUUCUACUGAAACAUCACAUAAAAUUUCUAUACCAUUUCUCUUUGCUAAAUCAACUAGUAAUUGGAACAACAAUAAUACAGCACGUAUCCAUAAAGAUGUACAAUUCGAUUUUAUACCAAUGAAUAAAACGGAUAGACCAGGAUAUUUAUCAAUGGAUAAAGGAAAUGUACUGAAAUCAAAAAUCGAGUAUUUAACACAGAAAAAGGAACGGGAAAAUAUUCAAUCAUCAGAAACAAAAGUGGACAACUUGGAAUUGAUAAUGACUGAUUCACCAAGAAAAACAUGGAAAGUCGCUAAAGAUAAAGUUACAAUUGUUAAUCAAGUAGUAAAAAGAGCUAUCAAGCCACGACCUAAUCCAGACGAUUUUUGCAUGACAAUGUGGAGUUAUCAAGAGGCAAAACAUGAAGAAGUCCCACUCCCUGAGUUGCUGAUAAUUCUGUUAUCAGGAAAGCCAGAUUUAAUUUCUCAACGAAUAUUUAGUGAAAUUCAGCCACAACGCAAUUUAGCACAGGAAUUAAGGACAGCUGUGGAAACAAUUUAUCGUGUUCUGCCUAAAUCGCAUGCAUUUGGUACUGUAGCCACUUUGAUUGGAAUGCGACCAGGUUAUAAACUGGAAGUACAAAUAUUGAGACAUGGUCAUACACAGAAAGAGUAUAAAAAUAUGAUUAAUAAAACACUUAUCGAUGCAUUUAAACACAGUUUGAUUCAACAGACUACAUCUAGUCAACAUCUUCAUGAUUUGGAUAUGGUUAUUGCUCAACUUUCUGAAGUAUGCAGUAUAGUUGCAACUGUAUUAAUUGGAUCAGAUACAAUUAAACCUGGUAAAAACUUUUCGGGUUUAAACUUGGAUAUCCUAAUCAUGAAUUUAGUUAAAGGAGCUAUCUAUGAUACUCCUCUUGCAAAUCGUGGUGUCUUGAGUGGAUUAUUAGCUGCAGCCGGAGGUGGUGUUAAUGCAUUAAUGGGUUUAAUUGCAGCUGCAGGUGGAGGAGUUGAAGGACUAGCCAAAUUAUUGGCUACAUCUGGAAAUCCUGGAGAAGCUAUUGGCGAAUUACUCAGAAGUCUUAGUGACGAUCCAGCUAAAGCUUUAAAAGAACUUGUCAAUACUAUGGGAGGAGGUGUAGAGGGGAUUAAGAAUAUUUUGAAUGCUUUGGGUAAAGAUAAACAAAAAGCUUUUCAAGAGUUAAUUCAACAAGUCGGUGGUGGAGCUGAUGGUCUUAAAAAUUUAUUUCAAUCAUCUGGAGGUAUUAAAGAAUUGAUGGAAGGUUUAUUUGGUGAAGGCGCAGAAGGACUUGCUGGCCUAAUAGCAGUUGCUGGAGGAGAUUUAGAAGGUCUAAGAAAUUUGAUUGAAGCUGCUGGUGGUGGAGUUCAAGGGAUAAAAAAUCUUAUUACACUAGGUGGUGAUGAAGUGACUGGUUUGAAAAAUCUAUUAAGUGCCAUUGGAGGUGAUAGUGUGGCUGAUGCCUUAACAACUCUCAUAACUGCAGCAGGUGGUGCCAAGGAUGGCUUGGCUGCACUAUUACAGGAAUCUGGUGGAGGUGCUAAAGGUUUGGAGAAUCUUAUUGAAGCUGUUGGUGGUGGAGGUGAAGGAUUGAAACAUUUAUUGAAAGCAGCAGGUGACAAUCCAGCCGAAGCUUUAGCUAACAUUUUAGCUGCAGCUGGAGGUGGAGUAGAAGGCUUAAAAAAUCUACUACAAGCUGUUGGUGGAGGUGCUGAAGGAUUGAAAAAUUUAUUAAGUGCAAUGGGUGAUAAUCCAAGUGAAGCGUUGGCUAACAUUUUAAAAGCUGCAGGAGGUGGCGCUGAGGCAUUGAAAAAUUUACUUGAAACUAUAGGUGGUGGCGCUGAAGGCCUGCAAACAUUACUUCAAGGAUUAGGUGGUGAUCCUGCACAAUCAUUAGCUAAUUUAAUAGCUUCUGUAGGCGGUGGUGAAGAGGGUUUGAAGAAUUUCAUUGAAGCAGUUGGUGGAGGUGUGACUGGUCUAACUAACCUUCUCAAAUCAUUGGGUGGUUCAACUAAAGAGGCUUUAGAAGCUCUACUAACUGCUUCAGGUGGAGGAAUAGAAGGAUUGAAAAAAUUAGUAGCAGCAGCUGGUGGGGGAGCAGAAGGGCUAAAAAAUAUCAUCGAAGCUGCUGGAGGUGGCUUAGACGGACUUAAAAAUUUAUUAUCUUCCCUUGGAGGCGAACCUAUUGACGCAUUGAGGUCACUGUUAGCAGAUGUUGGUGGAGAUGUAGCAAAUCUAAUCGCAGCUGCUGGAGGUGGUGUAGAAGGUUUAAAAAAUCUUUUUAAUGCAGUUGGUGGAGGUGUACAAGGACUGAUGAAUUUAUUGAAUGGAAUGGGUGAUGAUAUGAAUGAAGCAUUAUUUAAUUUAUUAAAUGUAACAGGGGAUCAAAAAGAAGAUUUACGGAAUUUAAUUGAAGCAUUAGGCGGUGGUGUUGAAGGUUUUGAAAAUUUUCUGAAGGUAGUUGGAGAUAAAAUUGGAAUUGAAGGUUUGUUAAGUACACUGGGUGGUGGAGCUGAAGGACUUCGAAAACUAUUGAAUUCAGUUGAUAAGGAUAAAGAUGAAGUUAUACGAAAGCUGAUAAAUGCAUCUGGUGGAGGUGUAAAAGGUUUAGCUGCUCUAUUAAAAGCUACUGGAGGUGGAGUAGACGCUAUUAAGGAGAUCUUAGAUGCUCUUGGUGGUGGACAUGAAGCAUUAGCAAAGUUAUUGGCAACUUGUGGUGAUGAUCCCACUGAAGCAUUAAAAGUUCUAUUGGAAAUGUUAGGUGGAGAUGAAAACGCAUUGAAAAACUUGUUAAUCGCUAGUGGACUUGAUCCAAAUGAUCCUAACGCCUUAAAACUAUUGUUUCAAGCUUUAGGUGGCGCAGAAAAUGGUUUAAUCACUCUGGUAAAUGCUUUAGGCGGAGGGGAAGAAGGUAUGAAGAAACUUUUAAAGUCACUUGGAGAUGAUGGACUGGUCAAGCUUGUUGCAGCAGCUGGUGGAGGUGAGCAUGGGACAGAAGCUUUGAUUAAAGCUAUGGGUGGAAAAGGUACUGAGGGUUUAACAGCUUUAAUUAAUUUGUUGGGUGGUGCAGAAAAUGGUCUUGCUACUUUAAUUGCAGCUGCUGGUGGCGGACAAGCUGGAUUAGCUGCGCUACUUAAGGCUGCUGGCAAAUUCACUGAAGAUGGAGACGGUCUUUCAGCUCUUAUUUCAGUAGCUGGCGGUGGUGUUGAAGGACUUGAAGCGUUAAUCAAUGCAGCUGGUGGAGAAGAAGAAGGACUGAAUAACUUGUUAUUGGCUGCAGGUGCCACAGACGCUAGUUCAAAAUCUAGCCUCAUAAAACGACUUAUUGAAGCUGGAGGUGGAGGUCAAGAAGGUUUCAAUAAUCUGUUGAAAGUACUCACUCGGGGAAAACGUGACAGACCAAUAGAUGGCUUUGCCAGUCUACUGAAAGUACUUGGAAAUAAUCCAGAAUCACUAGAAAUACUUUUAGGCGCUGUUGGUGGUAAUGCAGAUGGAUUGGCUGACCUAUUAGCAGCUGCAGGUGGAGGAGCAGAAGCCUUACAACUCUUAAUUAAUGCAGCAGGCGGUGGAACUGAAGGAUUAGUCAAAUUAUUGGCUGCAGCUAAACUCACUAGUCUUGAACAAUUGGCUGAUGCUUUAGCUGCAGCAGGACUUGGGGAAGAAGUUGUUUCAGCGGCUAGAGCUGGUGACUUGUCACUGCUUUCAGAGAUAGUAGCUCGUUGCGCAGCAAAAGAAUAUGAUCAGAGGAUAAGCAGUGGUAAACCAAAAGAACUUUGCAGAGAGAGAAAGAAUGGCUUCGCACACGUCCUACUGGUCCUACUCGGUUUGUUAGAAAACUUUCAGCUGCGAAAAGAAGUUAUAAAAAGUGGAAAAAAUUAA